Messenger RNA from Trichoderma harzianum CBS 226.95, 1002 nucleotides. RefSeq lists its product as hypothetical. NCBI's taxonomy places the organism in Eukaryota, Fungi, Ascomycota, Sordariomycetes, Hypocreales, Hypocreaceae. The record is from RefSeq and is a predicted model, not a curated record. The transcript has 2 exons. Bases 1 to 1002 code for a protein of 333 amino acids.
AUGGCUACUAUACUAUAUCUCGGAGUGUCUGGGCAGAUUGGAGGAGCAUUUAUUACAUCUUUCCGUGAAAAAUAUCCUGAGAUUCCAAUAACCUUUUAUCUUCGGAGUGUUGAGUUGGAUGGAGCCCUGCGCAAUCUCGGAAACACCACUGUCGUCCAUGGAACCUUCGACCAGCUUCAUGAAAUUGAGAAGUUAGCAUCGUCUCAUUCACUGAUAUUCAACUUUGCGAGCUCAAUGGAUCCUUCAGUAACGGAUGCCAUUCUUCGAGGCGUACGUACACGCAAGUCUCAGACGGGGACGAUGUCAGUUGUGUAUCAUCUCAGUGGCGCUGGAAACUUUGUCGACAACAGCGAAUCCGGGGAUUAUAUACCAACGGACCAUCCGUUUGAUGACGCGAAUCCAGAUGAUGUUCGUACCAUCACUGCAGCGAAUCUUCCAAAUGGGCCUUGUGACGAGUUACUAUUUGUAGCUGCUAAUAAAGGGGAGGCAAAGGUUUAUUUCGUUUGCCCCGGUGGUACUUAUGGUCACAGUGAACGCCACAUUGGCAGAUCUAUAGGAUUGGCUUCAGCAUUUGCCCCAGGAAGGUGGAUUGACUACAUGACGCAAAAUAUAGAAUCUCUCGGCUUUGGUGUUUACGUUGGCAGUGGCACUUCGGUAUUCGGGGUCGUUCAUGUCGACGACAUCGUCUCGCUCAUGAUGCUCGUAUAUCAAAAGAUUCUCAACACUGUCAACAAUUAUGAACCAGAAGACGUUUAUCGUUACUGGUAUAAUGGCAUCUACAGUGAAGAGCCAAGCAAAAAGGUUGCUGCUGCACUUGCUAAGCUCCAAGCCCGACGUGGCAAAAUCACAUCUUUCGAGACUAAAUCUGUUGCGUACAAGGACGCAGGAUUUACCGCCAGAUAUAUUGCUGGUAACAUGCUCAUAGAAUGUAACAACUCUAAAUCACUCGGCUGGGCACCUCAAGGACCAGAUUUAUACACUACGUUAGAACAACUUGAAUAA